Molecule: messenger RNA, 3504 nt
Organism: Cimex lectularius (bed bug)
Lineage: Eukaryota; Metazoa; Arthropoda; Insecta; Hemiptera; Cimicidae
Product: protein prickle-like
Exons: 8
Coding region: 104-2611 (835 amino acids)
Molecular function (GO): zinc ion binding
Source: RefSeq, a predicted model, not a curated record
UUCGCCCAUUAAAUGCUCUUUUUUCCCUCUUCCUCUCUGCUCUCACUCGGUCUACGUUUCUCGGUCAGUCUCGGUCUCGGUUGCCGUCCGGUAGGAAUAGGAAAUGACGACCGCAAGUGGCCAAUCGGCAAAUGUGCUCAUGUGCCGCCAGUGGUGGAAAGUCUGCUGGGUCUACGGUGACCAGGACAAAUAUUACAGGCAGCUCUACGGAGGCGUCAAGACGGCAAAGUCAACCCAGACCACCGACCACCUUCCAGUGAGACAGAAGGCGCCGGUUCAAAAAUAUUUCAUCAGACAGCAAGUUGAACAACAUGUACGAGAGGAACAACAAACCGAUCAGCAACAUCAACGGCGACCCCAGCAACAGUUGGUCAACACCAUCAUCAACCAAAAUCACAACCUGUACGUAAAAGGACAUAGCCUCUUUAGUGCGGGAUUGUGGACUCAGAUGGCGGAAGGAAAAACACAGUCUCAUUCUGAUGAUGACUCUGGAUGUGCACUUGAAGAGUAUACAUGGGUCCCACCAGGUUUAAGGCCAGAUCAGGUCUAUUUGUUUUUUUCGGGAAUCUCUGAAGAUAAAAUCCCCUACGUUAACAGCGGUGGUGAAAGGUACAGAAUUCAACAACUUCUACACCAGCUGCCUCCUCAAGACAAUGAGGUCCGGUACUGCCACGGCCUCACGGAGCAUGAAUACAAAGAGCUAAAGCUGUUUUCAGCAGAAAGAAAACGCGAUGCACUCGGAAGAGGUGUAGCAAAGCAGCUCAUCGCACCACUCACAUGUGCUCAGUGCAAAGAGGUGGUUGCAUCUGGAGAAAUGUGCGUCCAAGCAGCACGUGCCGGUCCAGAUUCUUGUUGGCAUCCUGCAUGCUUCGUAUGCAGCGUUUGUGAAGAAUUGCUUGUUGAUCUCAUUUAUUUUUACCAGAAGGGAAAGAUGUACUGUGGAAGGCACUAUGCAGAAACACUUAAACCAAGAUGUUCUUCGUGCGACGAGAUUAUAUUAGCUGACGAAUGUACUGAAGCAGAAGGAAAAGCCUGGCACAUGGAACAUUUUGCAUGUACUGAGUGUGAAAAACAGCUUGGAGGUCAGCGUUACAUUAUGAGAGAAGGAAGACCGUACUGCAUCAACUGCUUUGAUACUCUUUUCGCAGAAUUCUGCGAUUCAUGUGGAGAACCCAUUCGAGUUCAUCAUGGUCAGAUGAGUCAUGAAGGGCAGUACUGGCAUGCGACAGAAAAAUGUUUUUGCUGUCACACAUGCCACAUUUCUCUACUCGGGCGUCCAUUUUUACCUACAACUGGUGCGAUCUAUUGCUCGAUCGCAUGUAGCAAAGGAGAACCACCAACACAGGAUCACCAUGGUCCAAAACCGAUCAAUAAAGAACAUGCAAAAGUAAAUAAGUCUGUGGAAUCAACAAUACAUGGACUUGACAACCUUCCAGGACCUUCGACUAAGCCAAAAACUGAAAUUGGAGUGAAUAUUAGCAAACAUGCAAGGACAAAAGAUCCUUUGGAUCACAGCGCAAUGACCUCAGAACUGGUUCCAAGAAACAGCUAUGUUUUAUUUUGCAGAUUGUCAGAGAAGCAUGCUAUUAAUGCUAAUUUCAUUCAAGAAGGAAGAAAAAUUAAUUCGCCCAAAAUGAGAGAAAGGGGAUUGCAGUUAGCUUCGCAUAAAAGGCGUUCCAACUCAUCAAAUCAAAAGAAAACAUUACAAAUUGCAAAUCCAAGCAGUAAAGGAAGAUCACUGCAAACGUCUGAUCAGAUUUUCCUGCAAGAGCGAUAUAAGCCUGAAGGAAACUCUGCAUCUAGCUCACCACUAGGCCAAUACGUCAAUGAGAGUCCAAGAGUUAAAAAUAAAUCAUCAGAAUCAUUAGACAAAAUUGAUAGUAUCAUUCCACCUACGGGUAUUGAAGAAAGUGAUUUUGAUCUACUUUUUAGUUCUGCAAACACUGAAAAAAGAAAUUUCGACGAUCAAAGCAUAUGCUUAAAGAAUCUUGAAACAAUGUUUGAAAAAGACAAUUGCCAAAAUUUAGAAUCUGAUUUAAACAAGUUAGUAUUAGAUCCAAAAAUAAAUCAAAAUUUUAAUAUAACACGAACAACAGUACAAAGGGUAACUAUAGACAAUUUUGAAAAUGGAAAUAAUGAAAAAAUUAUAGUAGAAAAAGGUGUUGAUGAACUGCUUUCGCAAUGUAGUGGCAGGGAUAGAGAACCUCUACAUUUUGGCGACAAUUCACGGAGUAUAGAGUCUUGGGGGAUUCAUAAAAAACCACUGAAGAGUGUCCAACCUUGCAUUCCGAACCCUGACAACAUUGCGGCCGGUCCAUCCAAGAAAAACCUUAGCGUAAGAUUUCGAUGUGUCAUACCAGAAAAGGAGGAGCCCAAGCCAAGUUGUAGUUACCAAGACGUCGAUGAUGACACUGAUAGCACCUGUUCUACAUGUUCCUCCAGUUCAAGCGAUGAUGCAAAUAUUUAUAAGCUACCACCACGUAAGGCUUACGGAGGAGUCCGAAUAUCCUAUGUUCCUAAUGAUGCUAUUGCCUGUGCUAAGAGACAACAAGCACAAAAUCCAAUUAACCAAAACCCCAAAAAAGCAGAUGAAUCUUGUGUUAUUUCAUAAAUAGUCUUAUGACAGAACUCUCGUUAAAAUAAGUUUGAGUUAUUUUUAAAACACAAGCAUCAAGUGAAAUCAUAAAGCCAAAAUGUAUAUAUUUUUUGUUUGUAAACCAUAAGAAUGAGCCACAGAAGUUUUAAGGAAUCAUCACAAAUAAAGUGUGACUAUCUACACUACCUACUUUUGAUUUUGUAGUUUAUAUAUUUAACUUUUUUUAAUGAAAGCAUCCAUGUUGUGUAAUACUUGUAAAAUUUUGUAUAAUAUGUAUUUUAAUUUUUUUUUGUUUAAUAUAAAUUACCUCUCUCUUAAUUAAUGGUGCUAAUGUAUAAAACUAUAACAUGUCAAUAAUUAUAAUAUUUAUAUAAUUCAUGUACCUGCUUUCUUUGUAUGUCUAAACUACCUUUGCCGUCUCUUCUAACUAGUGGAAUAAACAAACUAACAUAAAUUAUUAUUUUUGUACGAUAUAAUGCAUUAAACUUCAAUUAUGUAGCUCUGAUUAAAGACUUUACUGAACAUUCAAUUAAAUUUGUGGAACUGCCUGCUUGUAAGAGAUAAUAAUAAGCUUUAGGCUAAACAAGUUCAAUCAGAGAAAAGCAAGCAGGGUUUGAUUUUGUUCUUUGCACUUAAAUUUCUGCUUAUUGAAUUAAAAUAUGAAGUUUUCAAAUGGAUUUUAAUGUUUAAUUCGAUAUAUUUUCUGGAUCGAGCUAGCAGCUAGCAAAAUGCAAAGUUGCAAAAUACGCAUUGAGGUACAGCAGUAAAUAAUGCAUAAUAUAAAUAAAUGUUUUCAUUGGUUUAACAAUAAUUCCUUAGUAACAUAACUUAAGACACAAGUAAAUGUGAAAUUUGAAAUUGGCAAACAGAGAAAAUAAUAUCAAAUCGAUAGAGAAAAUAAUUUUUUC